UUAUGUUGUGCAGUUAUGUUAGGAAUGAUCAUAAAAAUCUAUGAAAAAUUGACUUUAGGAAUAUGUCGUUCAAGUGCACACAUGGUUGGUAAAGUGGUGAUAGUAACUGGUGGGAAUAGUGGAAUCGGUUUAGAAACUGCAAAUUUAGCAGAUCGAGGUGCUAAAGUGAUAAUCGCAUGUCGAAGUGCAAUCCGAGGCGCAGCAGCUAAGGAAGAAAUCAUCAAAUCCACUGGAAAUCCGAAUGUUAACUAUGAAUUAUUAGAUUUAGCAUCGCUACAAUCAGUUCGUGAAUUCUGUGCGACGAUUAUGAAAAAAGAAGAGCGUUUAGAUGUUCUUAUCAAUAAUGCAGCGGCCGGUGGUCUUGGAAACAAUAAAACCAAAGAUGGACUACACAAAGGAAUGCAAGUUAACUAUUUCGGUUCGUUUCUACUUACAUAUUUAUUGUUGCCCCUCCUAAAAUCUUCUGCUCCAAGUCGCAUAAUAAAUGUGUCAUCGGUAAUGCAUCAUUACGGUUUAAUGGAUUUUGAUAAUUUAAAUAUGGAAAAGUAUUGGAGUGACUACUUGGUAUAUGCUAAUAGCAAAUUAUAUCUUAAUCUAAUGACGUUAGAGCUAAGUCGGAGAUUGAACAAUAAUGAGGUAACAGCUAAUGCUGUACAUCCAGGAGUUGCAGCGACAAACAUCUUCAGAAAUAUUAGGAUAUCUUUCAUUAGAAAUACUGUGCUGAAGAGUAUUAAUUUCCUGUUCCAAGAUUCGUGGGAGGCUUCACAGACAUCGGUGUAUUUAGCGGUAUCGCCUGAAGUGGCCGGUAAAAGUGGCCUAUAUUUUAGUAAUUGUAAAGUGAAGAAACCUUCAAAGUUAUCACAAGAUCUAAAUUUAGCAAAAAAAUUGUGGAUACAAUCGGAGAAAUUGGUAAACUUAUCAUAA
This is a messenger RNA of Papilio machaon (common yellow swallowtail), 924 nucleotides long. RefSeq names its product retinol dehydrogenase 13. NCBI's taxonomy places the organism in Eukaryota, Metazoa, Arthropoda, Insecta, Lepidoptera, Papilionidae. Gene Ontology annotation, molecular function: oxidoreductase activity. The record is from RefSeq and is a predicted model, not a curated record.